This is a messenger RNA of Calypte anna (Anna's hummingbird), 6662 nucleotides long. RefSeq names its product agrin (gene AGRN). The transcript is spliced from 38 exons. The record is from RefSeq and is a predicted model, not a curated record. Gene Ontology annotation, biological process: cell differentiation; multicellular organism development; receptor clustering. NCBI's taxonomy places the organism in Eukaryota, Metazoa, Chordata, Aves, Apodiformes, Trochilidae. Bases 34 to 6279 code for a protein of 2081 amino acids. Gene Ontology annotation, molecular function: serine-type endopeptidase inhibitor activity; laminin binding; calcium ion binding.
UUGGGGGGGGGGGGGGGGGGGGGGGGGCUGGCUAUGGGAAGGCGAACGAGUGGUCAGCGGGGGCUACUAGCCCUCCUGGGGCUGACGGUGGCCCUGGCUGGCUGCGGGGCGACCUGCCCCGAGCGGGAGCUGGAGAGGAGGGAGGAAGAGGCCAACGUGGUGUUGACGGGGACGGUGGAGGAGAUCAUGAACGUGGACCCGGUGCACCACACCUACUCCUGCAAGGUGAGAGUCUGGAGGUACCUGAAAGGCAAAGACAUUGUCACCCAUGAGAUCCUCCUGGAUGGUGGCAACAAGGUGGUGAUCGGUGGCUUUGGGGACCCUUUAAUCUGUGACAACCAAGUCUCCACGGGGGACACCAGGAUUUUCUUUGUCAACCCUGCCCCCCAGUACCUGUGGCCAGCACACCGGAACGAGCUGAUGCUCAACUCCAGCCUGAUGAGGAUAACCCUGAGGAACCUGGAGGAGGUGGAGCACUGUGUGGAAGAUAAACCCAACAGUUACUUCACCCAGACACCACCAACACCUCGAGAUGGGUGCCGAGGGAUGCUCUGCGGGUUCGGGGCCGUGUGUGAGAGGAGCUCCACAGACCCCUCCCAGGCUUCCUGUGUCUGCAAGAAGACAGCUUGUCCCCUGGUGGUGGCUCCAGUCUGUGGUUCUGACUAUUCCACCUACAGCAACGAGUGUGAGCUGGAGAAAGCCCAGUGCAACCAGCAGAGGAGGAUCAAAGUCAUCAGCAAGGGACCCUGCGGUUCCAAGGACCCUUGCUCAGAGGUGACCUGCAGUUUUGGCAGUACCUGUGUCCUCUCAGCCGAUGGCCAGUCAGCCACCUGUGCCUGUCCCUCGUCCUGCAGCGGCGUUCCCGACAGCCCCGUCUGCGGCAGCGAUGGCAGGGACUACCCCAGCCUGUGUGCCCUCAACAAGCACGCCUGUGACAAGCAGGAAAACAUUUUCAAGAAGUUCGAUGGCACCUGUGACCCGUGUAAAGGUGUCCUGAACGACAUGAACCGGGUGUGCCGGGUCAACCCCCGAACCCGCCGGGCCGACCUGCUGGCCCGACCCGAGAACUGUCCCCAGAAGAGGGAGCCGGUGUGCGGGGACGAUGGGGUGACAUACGAGAACGAGUGCGUGAUGCUGCGCUCCGGGGCCAUCCGGGGGCUGGAGAUCCAGAAGGUCCGGUCAGGGCAGUGUCACCAGCAGGACAAAUGCCAGGAGGAGUGCAAGUUCAACUCCAUCUGCCUCAACCGCCGGGGGUCCCCACGCUGCUCCUGCGACCGCAUCUCCUGCGACGGCGCCUUCCGCCCCCUCUGUGGCCGCGACAGCCGCACCUACAGCAACGACUGCCAGCGCCGCCAGGCUGAGUGCCACCAGAGAACUGCCAUCCCCAUCCAGCACCAGGGACCCUGUGACCUGGGCACACCCAGCCCCUGCCUGAGUGUGGAGUGUACUUUUGGGGCCAGGUGUGUGGUGAAGAACCAGGAGGCCGUGUGUGAGUGCCAGCACCUCUGCCAGGGCCGCUACGACCCCGUUUGCGGCAGCGACAACCGCACCUACGGCAACCCCUGCGAGCUCAGCUCCAUGGCUUGUGUCCUCAAGAGGGACAUCAAAAUCAAACACAAAGGACCCUGUGAGCGUUGUGGGAAGUGCCAGUUCGGGGCCAUCUGCGAGGCAGAGACGGGGCGGUGUGUCUGUCCCACUGAGUGUGUCCCCUCCUCCCAGCCCGUCUGUGGCUCUGAUGGCAACACCUAUGGCAGCGAGUGUGAGCUCCAUGUCAGGGCCUGCACCCAACAGACCAACAUUUUGGUGGCUUCCCAAGGAGACUGCAAGUCCUGUGGCAGCAGCCUCUGCUCCUUCGGCAGCCGCUGCGUGGCCGGGCAGUGCGUGUGUCCCCGCUGCCAGGGACAGUCCCCAGCCCCCCUGUGUGGCAGUGAUGGCAUCACCUACCCCAACCCCUGCGAGCUCCAGGUGGCCUCCUGCCAGCAGCAGAAGAGCAUCGAGGUGGUCAGGAUGGGGCCGUGUGAGGACGAGUGUGGCUCGGGGGGCUCAGGCUCAGGUGAUGGCAGUGAGUGUGAGCAGGAUCGGUGCCGGCACUACGGGGGUUGGUGGGAUGAGGAUGCUGAGGAUGAGCCCUGUGUCUGUGACUUCACCUGCCUGGCACUGCCACGCAGCCCGGUCUGUGGCUCUGACGGGGUCACCUACACCAACGAGUGUCACCUGAAGAAGACACGCUGUGAAAAACGCCAGGACCUCCAUGUCACCAGCCAAGGACCCUGCCCUGCCCUUGCCACAACCCCACCACCUCUCCUGGUUGUGCACUGCAGCCAGACCAUCUAUGGGUGCUGCCCAGACAACGUGACCUUGGCACUUGGAGUGGGUGCAGCUGGAUGCCCAAGCACCUGUCAGUGCAAUCCCUAUGGUUCCUACGGGGGGUCCUGUGACCCAGGCACGGGGCAGUGCUCCUGCAAGCCCGGUGUGGGGGGGCUCAAGUGCGACCGCUGCGAGCCCGGCUUCUGGAAUUUCCGUGGCAUCGUCACUGACAGCAAGAGUGGCUGCACCCCCUGCAGCUGCGACCCGGUGGGCUCGGUCCGUGAUGACUGUGAGCAGAUGACUGGGCUGUGCUCCUGCAAGACUGGGAUCACUGGCAUGAAAUGCAACCAGUGCCCCAAUGGCAGCAAACUGGGCAUGACUGGCUGUGAGAAAGAUCCAUCAGCCCCUAAAUCCUGUGAGGAGAUGAGCUGUGAGUUUGGGGCUUCAUGUGUGGAAGUCAAUGGGUUUGCCCACUGUGAGUGUCCAUCCCCACUCUGCUCGGAGGCCAACAUGACCAAGGUGUGUGGCUCUGAUGGUGUCACCUAUGGGGACCAGUGCCAGCUGAGGACCAUUGCCUGCAGGCAGGGCCAGCUCAUCACAGUGAAGCACACGGGGCAGUGCCAUGAGUCCAUCACACACACCAGCCACACCUCCCCACCCACAGUGCUGCCCACACUGCCCCUGGACAAGCUCAUUCCUCCUCCACCACUGCAGCUCACCACCCAGGCUCCAGAACCUCCGGAGCUGGCUACCAGCUCCCCAGAUUUGGAAGCCAAACCUACUGAAAGAAUUCACCCUCCAACGAGGCACAGCAUGACCACCAGACCCCCCACCACUCCAGGGGUGACCCAGGGGGGGUACCAGACCACUGUCCACCCUCUCUCCACUGCUCCAGUGGCCCUGGCCACCACCCAGCCUGCAUCCAGUGAAUCAGGCAGUGCAGAAGGCAGUGGGGACCAAGAGAUGGGAAGCAGUGGAGACCAAGAAUCCAGUGGGGCAGGUUCUGCUGGAGAGGAGGAGGUGGAGGAAAGCCAAGUGACUUCCACCCCAGCCAUUGAGAGGGCCACGUGUUACAACACCCCCCUGGGAUGCUGCUCGGAUGGCAAGACCCCAGCUGCUGAUGCAGAAGGCACCAACUGUCCAGCUACCAAAGUCUUCCAAGGAGUCCUCAUCUUGGAGGAGGUGGAAGGCCAGGAGCUGUUCUACACCCCUGAGAUGGCUGACCCCAAAUCUGAGCUCUUUGGGGAGACUGCCAGGAGCAUCGAGAGCGCGCUGGAUGAGCUUUUCCGUAAUUCUGAGGUCAAGAAGGAUUUCAGGAGCAUCCGUGUCCGAGACCUGGGGCAGAGCAGUGCUGUCCGUGUCAUCGUGGAGUCCCACUUUGACCCAGCCACUUCCUACACAGCAGCUGAUGUCCAAGGGGCCCUGCUGAAGCAGAUCAGAGCUUCCAAGAAGAAAACCAUUUUGGUGAAGAAGCCCCAGCAGGACCAUGUCAAAUUUAUGGACUUUGACUGGAUCCCCAGGCUCUUCACCACCACCCUGACCACCACCACGGCCACCACCAUGGCACCAGCCACCACCCGGAGGUACAGCACGGCUGCUGCCACCACCACCAGCCACCUCCUGCACCCUGCCACCACGGGGAGACCCAGUGCCAAGCUGGCAGGAGCUGGGAGAGCCACCAGGAGACCCAGCACCUCCACCUUCCCUGCCACCACCACCGCCCGCCGCAAGCCCCCCCCCACCAAGAAGCCCCCCAGGCCCUGUGACUCCCACCCCUGCCUCCAUGGGGGCACCUGUGAGGAUGAUGGAAAGGAUUUCACCUGCAGCUGCCCAGCGGGCAAAGGAGGAGCUGUCUGUGAGAAAACUAUCAGGUACUUCAUCCCCAGCUUUGGUGGCAAGUCCUACCUGGCCUUCAAGAUGAUGAAGGCUUACCACACCGUGCGCAUCGCCAUGGAGUUCCGGACCCUGGAGCUCACUGGGCUCCUGCUCUACAACGGGCAGAACCGAGGCAAAGAUUUCAUCUCCCUGGCACUGGUUGGUGGCUUCGUGGAGCUGAGGUUCAACACAGGCUCUGGGACGGGUGUCCUCACCAGCAAGGUCCGUCUGGAGCCUGGGAGGUGGCACCAGUUGGUUGUGAACCGCAACCGGCGGUCGGGAAUGCUCUCGGUGGAUGGAGAACCCCACAUCAGUGGGGAGAGCCCCACUGGCACCGAUGGCCUCAACCUGGACACGGAUCUCUUCAUUGGAGGAGCUCCAGAAGACCAAAUGGCUGUGGUGGCAGAGAGGACAGGAGCUACGAGUGGCCUGAAGGGCUGCAUCCGCCUCCUGGAUGUCAACAACCAGAUGUACGACCUGCGGGAGAAGGGCAGCGACGUCCUCUAUGGCAGUGGGGUGGGGGAGUGUGGCAAUGACCCCUGCCACCCCAAUCCCUGCCACCACGGGGGCAUCUGCCACGUCAAGGAGGCCGAGAUGUUCCACUGCCAGUGUCUCGACACCUACACCGGCCCCACCUGUGCUGACGAGAGGAACCCCUGUGAGCCUUCACCCUGCCACAUCUCUGCCACCUGCCUGGUGCUCCCAGAGGGAGGUGCCUUGUGUGCCUGUCCCAUGGGUCGGGAAGGAGACUUCUGCGAGCGAGUGACAGAGCAGGACCACACCAUGCCCUUCCUCCCGGAAUUCAAUGGCUUCUCCUACCUGGAGCUGAACGGGCUGCAGAGCUUCGUUCCUGACCUCCAGGACAAAAUGUCCAUGGAAGUUGUGUUCCUGGCCAAGAACCCCAGUGGGAUGAUCUUCUACAACGGGCAGAAGACAGAUGGCAAAGGGGACUUUAUCUCCCUGGCUUUACACGAUGGUUACUUGGAGUACAGAUACGACCUGGGCAAAGGGGCAGCCGUGCUCAGGAGCAAAGAGCCAGUGCCCCUCAACACCUGGAUGAGUGUCUGGCUGGAGAGGAACGGGCGCAAAGGGGUCCUGAGGAUCAACAACGGCGAGAGGGUGAUGGGAGAAUCCCCGGUGCCUCACACCUUCCUGAACCUGAAGGAGCCAUUCUAUGUGGGGGGAGCCCCUGAUUUCAGCAAGCUGGCUCGAGCAGCUGCCAUCUCCACCAGCUUUGAGGGAGCUGUGCAGAGGAUCUCCAUCAAGGGGGUGCCCGUACUGAAGGAGCAGAACAUCCGCAGUGCCAUCGAGAUCUCCCCCUUCCGUGGCCACCCCUGCACCCAAAAACCCAACCCCUGCCAGAAUGGGGGCACCUGCAGCCCCAGGAUGGAGAGCUAUGAAUGUGCCUGCCAGAGGGGCUUCUCUGGGGCUCACUGUGAGGAAGUGCUCAUUGAGAAGGCUGCUGGAGAUGCAGAGGCCAUUGCUUUUGAUGGCAGGACAUACAUGGAGUACCACAAUGCUGUGACAAAGAGUGAGAAGGCUUUGCAAUCCAACCACUUUGAGCUGAGCAUCAAGACAGAAGCCACCCAGGGGCUGAUCCUGUGGAGCGGGAAGGGGUUGGAGCGCUCGGAUUACAUCGCCUUGGCCAUCGUGGAUGGGUUUGUGCAGAUGACUUAUGACCUGGGCUCCAAGCCCGUGGUCCUACGCUCCACCAUCCCCAUCAACACCAACCAAUGGAUCCACAUCAAAGCCUUCAGGGUACAGAGAGAAGGUUCCCUUCAAGUUGGCAACUCAGCUAGACACAGAUGGGGCCCUGUGGCUGGGGGGGAUGGAGAAGCUGAGCAUGGCUCACAAGCUGCCCAAAGCCUACAGCACUGGUUUCGUGGGCUGCAUAAGGGACGUGGUUGUGGAUCGCCAAGAACUUCACCUGGUGGAGGACGCUUUAAACAACCCCAGGAUAUUACACUGCUCAGCCAAAUAGACCCCCAGGGGACCCUCCCUUCUCCUCCCCCCCCUCCUGCCUAUUGCUUCAAUCCAGGUCAGUCAAAGAGCAGCAGCAACAAAGAACAAACCUUGAACCAAGUCUCCAAGAAGUGACAGAAGAACUUCCCCAUUGCACCUGCAUUGUAAAUCUUGAUUCAUACUUGAAGCUUCUUUUUUGGGGGUGAUGUUUUGUUUCAGUAAUUUUUUUUUUUUUCCCUCCUCCUUCCUUGUGUUCUUGGGUGGUCGUUCAUGCCUUGGAGGAGGGGGGGAAAGGAUCCUGGUGCUGGGAGAUGUUUGGUCCUCAAGGAUUCCUCACCUUCCCAGCUCAGGCUUGGCCCCAAAGCCCCCCAUGAGCUGGGAAAGUGGCCACUGGAGAGAAGCAGGAAUUGCCACCCCACUUUGGGGCUUCUCCGUGGCCCUGUGUUCACCCCAUCCCACUCCUCCUCCCCUUCCUCUCACUAUAAUUUAUGUGUGUAAGAAUCUCAAGUGCUUUUCUC